This is a messenger RNA of Trypanosoma grayi, 852 nucleotides long. RefSeq lists its product as hypothetical. The transcript has a single exon. NCBI's taxonomy places the organism in Eukaryota, Euglenozoa, Kinetoplastea, Trypanosomatida, Trypanosomatidae. The record is from RefSeq and is a predicted model, not a curated record. The coding region runs from base 1 to 852 and encodes 283 amino acids.
AUGCAGUACUCCAUCUGUGUGGCCGCAGACUGCGAUGGGGAAAAGGUCAAUCUGCGGUUCCUAUUCGACUCUUACGGCCCGUCAGUGACGCAACUCCUCAACCGCGCCACCAUCGCCUUCAACAACCUCUUCCACCACCGUUCCAUCCCCCGCGCCUUCGCUGCCAGCGCCGCCGUCGUGUUCAAUGACCUGCACUCCACUUGGGACCGCCUCGAGCGGUCGACGCAGCUACUGCACAACAGUCAGGUGUACCUUUUUCAGCCCGACAUCAUCGACCUCCCGGCGGAGAUACCGGAGCCGUUCGAAAGCCAACCGCUCCUAGGAGACUAUGUCUCGCCGCGGCGCGACGCGUCCGACUCGCCGCGCGCCAAUGGGCCGGCGCACUACGCACCGCGGCCCGCCUUCACGCACGCCAGUCCGAGCCCGUUACCGUCGUGUAGUGAUAACAGGAAGAAGCAGACAGACAUGCGUGGGGCGAGCGGUGACAGCGGCCGGGGCCGCUACGGUGUCCACAGCUACGACAUUAGGAGUGAGAGCUUGAACGGUGACGCUCGGCAGUCCGCGCAGUUCGCGACCCCGCAGCGUUUCGACCGCGAGGCGGGCCUCGCCAUUAGUGAACGCACACCAAUACAGAAGUUGAUGACGUCGGCGUCCCCGCCGAUCAGGCAGCCCGCUGAGGAGAGCUACCGCAGCAGCAGCAGCGGUGACGCCCGCAAGAGUAUCAUACGCGAUGAGCGGGAGAAGAUCGAGCUGCAGUGGCGGCUGCCCCUUGAUGAGAUGCGCCGCAGUCUGAAAGAGGAGACGCGGCAGAUGGAGAGGAGUAUAAGCCCCAUGCGCAAAGAGGUGGUCUGA